Marchantia polymorpha subsp. ruderalis is the source of this 2474-nucleotide messenger RNA. The record is from the annotation of a GenBank genome assembly. NCBI's taxonomy places the organism in Eukaryota, Viridiplantae, Streptophyta, Marchantiopsida, Marchantiales, Marchantiaceae.
UCUGAUCGUCAGCACGAUCGAUUCAUGGCGAUCGUCGGGCAGUCCGAGAAAUCUUGGUGAAGAAAUUCUCGCGGAAAAAGAUCGUCGUCUAUCUCUUUCUUCGUCCUGCCGUGCACCGGUUUUGCUCUUCUUCUGCUUCUUCUUCGUCGUCGCUGCUGCUCCUCCGAGUCAGUGAAACGAGGCAGUGUUGAUCGAUCGAAAGCUCCAUCUUUGUGCAGGAGGUUUGAUCGGAAGCCCAAAGUUGAAAAGGCUCUUCGACGAUGCUUCUUUCUUUGGCUCGGUGUGCGGAUAGCUGUCUCCGAGGUUCUCUUAAUCUUGCUUCACCAUUGACGAACUGGAACACCGUGAAGGUUAUUUUCCUGUCUGUCUAAACGUGGAAAUCCUUUCGGACCGGAGUUUUCUUGGAAUUCGCUGGGUGGAAUAUGUGGCGAAGCGUCGAACCGAGGUCGUCGGAUUUGCGAAUUGAGAGGACUCUGACCAGCUGAAGCCGAGGUUCGAUUUGUGAAGAGCAUUUGGAGAAGGCCACUGACGGAAGCGGAUGCCAUUUGGAUAGGGUUGAUGUUCUUUUGGUGAGCGGGCAUUCUUGAAAUGCUGUCCAGACCUUAGUGUGACACUCAGCUAUGCAAGCGUUCGCUUCACCUGACCAAUGCGACGACGAACUUUUCCUUUCUGAUGAUUCACCUGUAGAGUCUGAUGAGGAAGGAGAGGAACAUGUCUGGACUUUGCAACCAGAAUCGCCUGACACAACCCAAUCUCGAGGAGAAGCCAAAUGUUCGACGUUCGAGCCUUGCCGCCGUGUGGCCAUGGAUAAAGUCACAGAAGCGACAUGUUCUGGAUUUUCAGUGGACGGAAGCUGGCUAGCUGUCGGCACGAGACGUGGACCCGUCCAGAUACACAGCGUCGGCGACGGAAGACUUGCUUUCUCAUUGGAUGUUUUGAGGGGUGGACUGAAGAGAUGGCCCUGCACGGCCCUGUGCAUUCGACCUUCUACACCGGGAGAUCCUUCUUACAAUGUUCUGCUUAGCUGUGAUUUGAGUGGGCAAAUACAUUAUUGGCACAUGACUUCUGGAAUGCAUCUGGGGACAUCGAAAGAGCACGAUAACAGCAUUUAUACCAUCGAUUACCAUCCAGCAGGUGUGAAGUACGCCACAUCGGGAAGUGAUUGUAAGGUUAGAGUUUAUGAUUCUUCCACGACGGUACUUCUGCAAACCUUGAGUGGAGGGAAUGGGGCGACCACAGCUGGCCACAGCAAUCGAGUGUUUGCUGUAAAAUGGCAUCCAGUGGAUGCCAACAUUGCUUUGAGCGGUGGGUGGGACAACACUAUCCAGAUUUGGGAUUUAAGGGAUGGCCACUCCGUGCGAAGCAUUUAUGGUCCAAAAGUUUGCGGAGACGCGAUAGAUAUCAGGGAUGCCGGGAACGUGAUUCUAAGCGGUUCGUGGAGGGGCUCUAAACAACUUCAGGAAUGGGACUUUGGGAGCGGUCAACUACUGAGAGAUAUCUCGUGGCCAACUGGGAAAGAGCAGACUUGCCGGGUUUACGCUGCCAAGUACGGAAGAGGAGUAUCGCAAGGGUUGUUCGUAGCCGGAGGAAGUGGGUCGAAUGAAACGUGUCUAUUCUCCGUGAAUACCGGACAGAUGGUUGCAAGACUGCCAGACGACGAUAAAGCUACAUAUUCCAUUUCCCUCUCGACGGAUGGGAGUCACAUGGCCGCCACAGCUGGAGACACUGUAAAGAUUGUGGAUCUGAAAGCAGAAUUAUCGGCUCCUCGGGAACAGGAAUCUCGAUCCGACGAACAAUCCAGCCCCUCCAAAACCAGACAAGUCUCAAGAACGAACGGAGAUCUAAGAGGAGAAAGAAAGACAAAAUUGCAGCCCUUGGGAUCCCGAGCGUUCAGGCACGUAGGCACUGUGGCUGCCUCUAUGAAGACAAGGUUUCCUGGCAGGAGCAGCUCCAAGGUGGAUCAUCAACCAGUGCCUUCUUCAAGAGCAUUUGCAGCUGCUCUUCCAAAGUUCAACGUCAAACCAAUUAUCUAGAGAAGUUGACCUUUCGCCUCCACUCAAGACACUGGUUGCCUGUGCCCUCUAUCAGAUCCAAGUAUCACUUUCUUGCAGUUGCAUUCCAACAGUCUCUGCGGAAUCUAGUCCUCAGAGAUAGGUCCAACCAAGAGUGAAAACAUUGCAUAUAUGGUUGAGCUUUAUCAUAGCAGCCAUGGAGCUGUAGCCAAUCAUGUAGAUCUUUGCACAAGAUUGUUGUCAUCCAUUGGGUGCCUUUGGGGGCAUGAUAUAUGACGGCCCGUUGGGCUGGCAUUCUUUUCACGUCUAGAUCAAGCUCUUGGAGUAUAAUUCUCUGUGCUCGCGACAUAACAUCAGCAGACAGCUUAUAUAUUCGAAAAAUGAGUAUGAGACGUUCAUCAGGCAAAAUGCUUGUGUACACUAAAUUUCUUUCGGUCUUAAAGGAUAUUAAAAUGAUGAUGC